AUGCUGCAUGCUGUAUGCGGUAAGGAAAGGGCGUUCCCCUUUUGCCAGCCUAGAUCGGCAGCUCAUUAAAAUAAUCAGCGGAGCGGCGCUUCACCGAUCGUCUCGUUCUGGAUAAUCUAUUCCGAAUUGCGCUUUGUUAUCAACCGACAUAUAGUACGGCAUUUGAAGAUCAGUAAAAAGGUGGUCAGUUGUUGGCUGAAAACCCAGUGGGCUAGUUCGCUUUGCUCGUAGUCCCCAACACAAGUCAUCCAGUAUGGAAUGGAUGCCAUGCGCUGUCUCUGUGGUUGUUUUGUUGACCACCGCAGCACCCACAGUUGGUACGCUGUGUGAUGCUGGUGCAGUCUGUCGAAUAUCCGAACUGGACAUGACUGCCACACCGGAAGGAUUGGCUGUUCUAGCGAAGGAACCGUCCAGCACCUACAUUAGCAUCACGAUCGAACGACUCACUAUUGGGGCGAGCACGAUUGCUGCACUGCUAGUCAACGCAUCGACCAUCACAAACUCGGUGCAGUUCAAGAAGUUCCACGAGAAGAACAUCUUUCUACCCAGCACACUAACCCUGGAGGAGCUAAGCCUGCAAGAGGCGCGCAAUCUACGCACGAUCGUUGUCCCAACUAACAGACAUCUGAAGCAGCUCGAAAUCGCCAAGUGUCCGAUCACGAUUGUUCCACCAGCGCUGCGCAACUUAGUAGCGUUGAGGGGGUUACGCUUGAAGAUGAGUGCAGUCAAGACGUUUAAUCUGGCGCUGCUCGCUAACCUGCAGCACUUGGAAACGGUACAGUUCACGGAUAACAACAUAACGAGCAUUUAUCCACCACAAACUGCGAUCGUCGCGAACAUCCGCAUAGUCGAUCUGUCGUACAAUCAGCUUCGCCGGCUAGACAUGUCGGUGUUGCGAUCGCUGCAGCUGAUGAAAACUCUAACGCUAGACCACAACCAGCUGUCCACCAUCGGGUAUCGGCCAGGUGAGACGGUGACACUACCCAGUCUCACCACGCUGCGAUUGCUCAACAACAAACUAGAGCGCAUCUCCUUUGCGCAGCUUAACGCAACCAGACUGGAGUUUUUGGUGCUUUCCUCUAACAUGCUCAACACCGUGCCGCAGCAUUUGGACUCCUUUCCCAAUCUGAAGCUGCUGACGCUCAGCAAUAAUCAGUUGGCAUCGUUCGAUUUCACCAGCCUGCAAAGUCUAGCUCAUCUUCAAUCGCUUGACUUGUUCAACAAUCGCUUGCGAAGUGUCGAUCUUCCGGGCGAGAUAGUUCUACCCAACCUGAACCACCUGGCACUGGCCAACAAUGAGCUGGAAAGUAUCGCUCUGCAGCAGCUGACCGCUCCACGCCUAAGCUCCAUAGACCUCGGCAACAACCUUCUCGUGACGAUCCCGAACGUGUUCGAGAAGGAAGGCAUGCUACAGCUCCAGUCGUUGAACGUGGUGGAUAACCCUCUAACCUGCGCCACCUAUGACACGCACAGGAAGCACAUUCAGCGGGGGGUGAUCGUUGCUAGCUGGUUAGGGGACAAUUUGGAACUUUGCUCCACCGGAAAAUACUUCACACUUUCCGCCACGCAGCGCGCUUGUUGUAGGGCCUAA
Molecule: messenger RNA, 1591 nt
Organism: Anopheles stephensi (Asian malaria mosquito)
Lineage: Eukaryota; Metazoa; Arthropoda; Insecta; Diptera; Culicidae
Product: leucine-rich repeat and death domain-containing protein 1-like
Exons: 1
Coding region: 254-1591 (445 amino acids)
Molecular function (GO): protein binding
Source: RefSeq, a predicted model, not a curated record